This is a messenger RNA of Impatiens glandulifera, 12135 nucleotides long. RefSeq names its product transformation/transcription domain-associated protein-like. The coding region runs from base 298 to 11931 and encodes 3877 amino acids. Gene Ontology annotation, biological process: DNA repair; regulation of DNA-templated transcription. The transcript is spliced from 35 exons. Gene Ontology annotation, molecular function: transcription coregulator activity; protein binding. The record is from RefSeq and is a predicted model, not a curated record. NCBI's taxonomy places the organism in Eukaryota, Viridiplantae, Streptophyta, Magnoliopsida, Ericales, Balsaminaceae. Gene Ontology annotation, cellular component: nucleus; SAGA complex; NuA4 histone acetyltransferase complex.
AGAGGGAGAAAAUAGCUCAAGUACAAGAAACAUGAAGAAAUCAUAUUCUUCAUUCAAUAUCCCCUAAACUAAUUCUUCUUCUUCUUCUUGCUACUAAAGAAGAAAGCCUGAUCCUUUCUACUUCGAAUCAUCACUUUCCUUCCUCAACCCACUGUUCAAAGUAACUCGGCCACCCGUUUGCUCACCAAAAAUAGCACCUGAGAAACCCCAAAGCUUCCACCUUCCAAAACCCUAGCAAACCCAAUUCCUCUUCCAAUCCAAAUACAGACUUGCAGAUUUUUCCUCUACUCCAACGACAUGAGUCCAAUUCAGAACUUGGAGCAGCAUUCUCGCCAUCUUAUCGAGCCAGACAUCCCUAUACAGGCAAGACUUCAGAUGGCGAUAGAGGUUCGGGACAGUUUAGAGAUUACUCAUACAGGUGAAUACUUGCAAUUCUUAAAAUGCUACUUCAGGGCGUUUUCCGCUAUCAUGUACCAAAUAACCAAGCCACAAUUCGUGGAUAAUCCGGAACACAAACUCCGGAACAUUGUCUUGGAGAUUCUUAAUCGUCUUCCCCACAGUGAAGUUCUCCGUCCUUUCGUUCAGGAUCUAUUGAAGGUUGCAAUGCAUGUUCUUACCACGGAUAACGAGGAGAAUGGUUUGAUUUGUAUUCGUAUUAUAUUUGAUCUCCUCAGAAACUUUAGGCCUACGUUAGAAAACGAAGUUCAGCCCUUUCUUGAUUUCGUGUGCAAAAUUUACCAGAACUUCAGAUUGACGGUUAGUCAUUUCUUUGAGAGCGGUGCGGUGGCACCACCUGCUCUGACAACUGCUUCUUUGGCCAACAAUGCAUUUGGUUCAAUGGGAGGUGAAGAUAAUAAAUUGAUCGAUGUUUCGGACCCAUCAGCACUUCCCAGUAAUUUUGUUGGGGCCGGACAACUUAAUUCCAGUACAUGCUCCUUUAAGAUUGUUACGGAGACUCCUUUGGUUGUCAUGUUUAUAUUUCAGUUGUAUAGUCGACUUGUACAGACAAAUAUUCCCCACCUAUUGCCGUUAAUGGUGGUUGCUAUUUCUGUUCCUGGUCCUGAGAAGAUUCCGCCUCAUUUAAAAGGUCAUUUCAUCGAGCUCAAGGGUGCUCAGGUUAAGACAGUUUCAUUUUUAACUUACCUAUUGAAGAGCUUUGCGGACUACAUUAGACCACAUGAAGAAAGCAUUUGUAAAAGCAUUGUCAAUCUACUUGUAACCUGUUCUGACUCUGUUUCAAUCCGAAAGGAAUUACUGGUGGCUCUUAAACAUGUUCUUGGUACAGAUUUUAAGCGAGGUUUAUUUCCUCUGAUUGAUACAUUGUUGGAAGAGAGGGUUCUCGUAGGAACUGGCAGGGCAUGCUUUGAAACACUAAGGCCGUUGGCUUACAGUCUGCUUGCUGAGAUUGUUCAUCAUGUCCGAGCUGAGUUAUCUCUGAGACAGUUGUCAAGGAUAAUUUAUCUGUUCUCAAGUAACAUGCAUGAUGCAUCGUUAUCUCUCAGCAUUCAUACUACAUGUGCUCGUCUAAUGUUGAAUCUGGUUGAACCAAUUUUUGAGAAAGGUGUUGAUCAGUCUUCCAUGGAUGAAGCACGCAUACUUCUGGACCGAAUUUUGGAUGCUUUUGUUGGAAAAUUUAAUACAUUCAAGCAUACAAUUCCUCAGCUGCUGGAAGAGGGUGAAGAAGGAAAAGAGCGGUGCACCUUGAGGGCAAAACUUGAGCUUCCUAUUCAGGCAGUUUUAAAUUUGCAGGUUCCAGUGGAACACUCAAAGGAAGUCACUGACUGCAAGCAUCUGAUUAAGACUUUGGUUAUGGGUAUGAAGACUAUAAUUUGGAGCAUCACUCAUACUCAUUUACCCAGGACACAGUCUUCAAUGUCCACUGUUGGUGCUAGUGCACAAGUUCCUGCUACACCCUCAUCCAGCUCCUCAGUUCCUCAGCCAUUUAAAGGAUUGAGAGAAGAUGAGGUUUGGAAGGCAUCCGGAGUUCUGAAAAAUGGGGUGCAUUGCUUGGCAUUGUUCAAGGAUAAGGAUGAGGAGAGGGAAAUGAUCCAUUUGUUUUCCCAGAUUUUAGCAAUUAUGGAACCGAGAGAUCUUAUGGAUAUAUUCUCGCUUUGUAUGCCAGAGCUUUUUGACAGCAUGAUUACAAAUACUCAGCUAGUUCAUAUCUUCUCUACCCUUCUACAAAUGCCGAAGGUUUUUCGACCAUUUGCAGAUGUAUUAGUGAACUUUCUUGUUAACAGCAAACUGGAGAUGUUGAAGCAUCCAGAUUCUCCAGAAGCAAAACUUGUUUUGCAUCUCUUCCGAUUUUUGUUUGGUGCUGUAGCCAAAGCUCCUUCUGAAUGUGAACGCAUUUUACAGCCUCAUGUGCUUGUUAUCAUGGAAACCUGCAUGAAAAAUACUACUGAAGUUGGGAAGCCACUUGGUUAUUUGCAUCUUCUACGUACGAUGUUCCGAGCUCUUGCUGGAGGCAAAUUCGAGCUCCUGUUGAGGGAUUUGAUUCCUAUGCUGCAACCUUGUUUGAACAUGCUCCUGACUAUGCUGGAGGGGCCAACGGCAGAAGAUACAAGGGACCUUCUGCUUGAGCUUUGUUUAACACUGCCUGCCCGCUUAAGUUCAUUGUUACCCCAUAUUUCUCGUCUCAUGCGACCUUUGGUUUUAUGUCUUAAAGGGAGUGAUGAUCUAGUUAGUUUGGGCUUAAGGACACUUGAAUUCUGGAUAGACAGCUUGAAUCCUGAUUUCUUGGAACCAAGUAUGGCUAAUGUCAUGUCUGAAGUAAUAUUGGCCUUGUGGUCUCACCUACGACCUGCACCAUAUACAUGGGGUGUGAAAUCUUUGCAACUUCUUGGUAAGCUUGGUGGUCGUAAUAUCCGCUUUCUCAAAGAGCCUCUGACACUUGAAUGCAAGGAAAUCCCUGAACAUGGACUUCGAUUGAUUUUGACAUUUGAGCCUUCAACCCCAUUUUUGGUGCCUCUUGAUCGUUUUGUAAAUCUUGCUGUCAUGGCUGUCAUGCAAAAGAAUGGAGUUGUGGAUCCAUUCUACAGGAAACAAGCUUUAAAAUUUCUACGCGUUUGUUUAUCCUCUCAGCUUAAUUUGCCUGGAAUUAUUACCGAUGAAGGAACGACAGCUAAGCAACUGUCAAAUACAUUAGUUUCUCCUGCAUACCCAUCUUGGAGGAGGUCAGACUCAUCGGAUAAGGCUGACUUAGGAGUGAAGACAAAAACACAACUUAUGGCUGAAAAAUCUGUUUUCAAGAUAUUGUUGAUGACCAUUAUUGCUGCUAGUGCAGAAACUGAUCUUUGUGACCCUAAAGAUGACUUUAUUGUGAACAUUUGCCGUCACUUUGCAAUGAUAUUUCACAUGGAGAAUUUGUCAGCAAAUGCAUCAAGUACUUCACAUGGAGGCUCUAUACUCUCUUCUAAUGUCAGUUCAAGUUCUAGAUCAAGACUUAAUAGUAUUUCUGAUUUGAAAGAAUUGGAUCCCCUGAUUUUUUUGGAUGCACUGGUGGAAGUCCUAGCUGAUGAAAACAGGCUCCAUGCUAAAGCUGCCCUUAGUGCUUUGAAUGUGUUUUCUGAAACACUGAUUUUCCUAGCUCGCACGAAACAUACUGAUUCCCUCAUGCCAAGAGGAGGUCCUGGUACUCCUAUGAUUGUUUCUAGUCCUUCUAUGAGUCCAGUAUAUUCCCCACCUCCUAGUGUCCGGGUUCCUGUUUUUGAUCAGCUUCUGCCUCGUCUUCUACAUUGCUGCUAUGGGGUUACAUGGCAGGCACAAGUGGGUGGAGUCAUGGGACUUGGAGCUUUGGUUGGAAAAGUUACAGUAGAAACAAUGUGUGUAUUUCAAGUCAGGAUUGUCAGGGGUCUUGUAUAUGUCCUUAAGAGGCUUCCCAUGUAUGCUAGCAAAGAGCAGGAAGAGACUAGUCAGGUGCUUACACAGGUUCUUCGAGUGGUAAACAAUGUUGAUGAAGCAAAUAGUGAAGCCCGCAGGCAAAGUUUCCAGGGUGUGGUUGAGUAUCUGGCAUCUGAAUUGCUCAAUUCUAACUCAUCUGUUAAUGUGAGAAAGAUUGUGCAGUCUUGUUUGUCACUUUUGGCCAGUAGAACCGGCAGCGAGGUUUCUGAAUUGCUUGAAAAUUUGCAUCAACCUUACCUUCAAAAUCUUAUAACGCGUCCUCUCCGUUCCAAAACUGUUGACCAACAGGUUGGUACUGUUACUGCUCUUAAUUUCUGCCUGGCCUUGAGGCCCCCCCUUCUUAAGUUGACGCCAGAGCUUGUCAAUUUCUUGCAAGAAGCUUUACAACUUGCUGAGGCUGACGAAAGUGUAUGGGCUGUGAAAAUUGUGAAUCCUAAAGUGGCUACAUCACUAAACAAGCUGCGUACUGCUUGUAUUGAGCUGUUAUGUACAGCCAUGGCAUGGGCAGAUUUUAAAGCGCAAAAUCAUUCUGAACUGCGUGCCAAGAUUAUUUCGAUGUUCUUCAAGUCCUUGACUAGCAAAAUACCUGAAAUUGUUGCUGUUGCUAAGGAGGGGCUACGCCAGGUUAUUCUGCAGCAAAGGAUGCCAAAAGAGCUUCUUCAGAGCAGCCUAAGACCCAUAUUGGUUAACUUGGCCCAUACCAAAAAUCUUAGCAUGCCUCUUCUGCAGGGGCUUGCUCGCCUAUUGGAGCUUCUGUCUACCUGGUUUAAUGUAACCUUAGGUGGUAAAUUGUUAGAGCACCUUAAAAAAUGGUUGGAACCAGAGAAACUCGCACAGUGCCAAAAAGCAUGGAAGGCUGGUGAAGAACCAAAAAUAGCUGCUGCUAUAAUUGAGCUCUUUCACCUCCUUCCUUCUGCUGCUGGGAAGUUCCUUGAUGAGCUAGUUACUUUGACCAUUGACUUGGAAGCAGCACUUCCACCAGGACAGUUUUAUAGUGAAAUUAAUAGCCCAUAUCUCCUCCCUCUUACCAAAUUUUUGAAUCGAUAUUCAUCCGCUGCUGUUGAUUAUUUUCUUGCUCGUUUAUCUCAGCCCAAAUACUUCAGGAGAUUUAUGUAUAUAAUACGAUCAGAUGCCGGCCAACCCUUAAGAGAAGAACUUGCAAAGUCACCUGAGAAAAUUCUUAAUAGUGCAUUUAAUGAAUUUAUGCCAAAGUCUGAGAUUUCAAAUGGUCAAAGUUUAUCAUCACCAGCAGCUUUGAUUGGUGAGGAAGGCUUGGUUACUCUUACUGAAGGAUCUAAUCAGCCCUCAGCUACCAUGGUUAUAAACUCGGACGCCUAUUUUCAGGGCCUUGCUCUUGUCAAAUCUUUAGUUAAAUUGAUGCCAGGGUGGUUACAGAGUAAUCGUGUUGUGUUCGAUACACUUGUACUUCUGUGGAAGUCACCUGCCAGGAUGGCACGGUUGCAAAAGGAGCAGGAGCUAAGUUUGGUGCAAGUGAAAGAGAGCAAGUGGCUGAUCAAAUGCUUCUUGAAUUACUUAAGAUAUGACAAAAAUGAAGUCGUUGUGCUCUUUGAUAUUCUUUCGAUCUUCUUAUUCCGGACGCGCAUUGAUUUCACUUUCCUGAAAGAGUUCUAUAUUAUUGAGGUAGCUGAAGGCUAUCCUCCUGAUUUGAAGAAAACACUUCUGUUGCAUUUUCUGAACCUUUUCCAAUCAAAGCAGCUAGGCCAUGACCAUUUGGUUAUUGUCAUGCAAAUGCUCAUCCUUCCAAUGCUAGCCCAUGCCUUAAAGAAUGGACAAAGUUGGGAAGUUAUUGACACUGCUAUCGUAAAAACUAUUGUCGAUAAGCUCCUUGAUCCUCCGGAAGAGGUUUCUGCUGAUUAUGAUGAAUCCCUGAGAAUAGAACUUUUACAACUUGCCACUUUACUGCUUAAAUAUCUUCAGAAUGAUCUUGUCAAUCACAGAAAGGAGCUUAUAAAAUUUGGCUGGAAUCAUCUAAAACGAGAAGAUAGUGCCAGUAAGCAGUGGGCUUUUGUAAAUGUUUGCCACUUUUUAGAGGCUUAUCAAGCGCCUGAGAAAAUUAUACUCCAGGUAUUUGUUGCACUUCUAAGAACUUGCCAGCCAGAGAACAAAAUGUUGGUCAAGCAAGCACUUGAUAUACUUAUGCCUGCUUUACCAAGAAGACUGCCACUUGGCGAUUCCCGCAUGCCAAUAUGGAUACGCUAUACAAAAAAGAUCCUCGUUGAGGAAGGUCAUUCUAUUCCAAACCUGAUACACAUUUUUCAGCUUAUAGUUCGCCAUUCGGAGCUCUUCUACAGUUGUAGAGCUCAGUUUGUACCUCAAAUGGUGAACUCUCUCAGUCGCCUUGGAUUGCCUUUUAAUACCACUGCAGAGAACAGGAGACUUGCUAUCGAGCUUGCUGGGUUGGUCGUCGUUUGGGAAAAACAAAGGCAAAAUGAAAUGAAACUAAUCCCUGAUGAUAAUGUAUCUAGCUUAAAUCCUGAUGGACAUCAUGUCUCUACAACUGACGGAUCUUCUUUUGUUGAGGAUCCAAGCAAGCGGGUGAAGAUUGAACCUGGCCUUCAAAUUCUUGGUGUAUUGUCACCUGGUGGUGCCUCUUCACUUCCUAAUAUGGAGAACCCGGGAACCUCUGGUCAACCCGAUGAAGAAUUCAAGCCAAAUGCUGCAAUGGAGGAAAUGAUUAUCAAUUUCCUGAUAAGGGUGGCUUUGGUAAUAGAGCCCAAAGACAAUGAAGCAACUCUUAUGUAUAAGCAGGCUUUAGACCUCCUAUCACAAGCUUUGGAGGUCUGGCCAACAGCCAAUAUCAAAUUCAACUAUCUAGAAAAACUGCUGAGCAGCAUACAACCUUCACAAUCCAAGGAUCCAUCUUCAGCUCUUGCUCAAGGCCUGGAUGUUAUGAACAAUGUUCUGGAGAAGCAACCACAUCUUUUUAUUAGAAAUAAUAUCAAUCAUAUUACUCAAAUUCUUGAGCCCUGUUUCAAGUAUAAGAUGCUAGAUGCUGGAAAGUCAUUAUGCUCUUUGUUGACUAUGGUCUUUGUUGCCUUCCCUUUGGAAGCUGCAACUACUCCACCGGAUGUGAAGAUCUUGUAUCAAAAGGUUGAGGAACUUAUACAGAAAAACCUUGCUGUUACAGCUCCUUCGUCGUCUGGGGAAGAUAGCUCUGGUAUCACAAUUAGUUUUGUUCUAUAUGUCACAAGGUCCCUAGCAGAAGUGCAGAAGAACUUGAUAGAUCCCUUCCACUUGGUCCGAGUCCUCCAGCGCCUGGCACGUGAUAUGGGUUCAGCUGCUGGUUCUAAUUACAGACAGAGUCAAAGGUCAGAUCCUGAUGCCGCUGUCACUCCACGUCAAGGUGCUGAUGUGGGGCUAGUCAUUUCUAAUCUCAAGUCUGUGUUAAAGCUUAUAAGUGAUAAAGUUAUGCUUGUUCCUGAUUGCAAACGAUCUAUAAUUCAAGUCCUGAACAGUAUGUUGUCUGAAAAGAGCACUGAUGUUACUGUGCUUCUUUGCAUACUUGAUGUAAUAAAAUGUUGGAUACAAGAGGACUUCAGUAAGCCUGGGAUUCCCGUUGGAUCAAGUACCUUUCUUUCACCAAAAGAAGCAGCUUCUUUACUUCAUAAACUUUCACAAGUUGAUAGACAAAGUUUUACUCCUGGUGUGUUGGAAGAAUGGGAUGGUCAAUAUCUUGAAUUACUUUAUGGAAUGUGUGCUGAUUCAAACAAGUAUCCUUUUACCCUAAGGCAAGAAGUGUUCCAGAAAGUAGAGAGGCAAUUUUUGCUUGGAUUAAGAGCAAAAGACCCUAAUAUGAGGAUGAAAUUUUUCUCUCUUUAUCAUGAAUCACUUGGGAAGACAUUAUUCACAAGACUACAAUAUAUCAUCCAAAUCCAGGACUGGGAGGCUUUAGGUGACAUUUUUUGGCUCAAGCAGGGACUGGAUCUUCUGCUUGCUGUUCUAGUUGAGGACAAAACCAUCACACUUGCUCCAAACUCUGCUAGAGUGCGACAUCUUGUGAAUUCAAACUCCCUUCUAGAUUCGUCUGGGGUUCAACCCAUGGUUACUGAUGUGACUGAAGGUUCUGAGGAGACUCCCUUGACAUUUGAUAAUCUUGUUUCUAGGCAUGCACAGUUUCUGAAUGGAAUGAGCCAGCUUCAGGUGGCUGAUCUCAUCAUUCCAUUGAGAGAAUUAGCACACAGUGAUGCAAAUAUUGCUUAUCAUCUGUGGGUGUUGGUUUUCCCAAUUGUAUGGGUGACAUUACAGAAGGAUGAACAGGUAGCACUUGCUAAGCCUAUGAUAAACCUUUUAUCAAAAGAUUACCACAAGAGACAGCAGGGGAGCAGACCAAAUGUUAUGCAAGCACUCCUUGAAGGACUUCAGUUGAGCCACCCACAACCUAGAAUGCCUAGUGAGCUUAUCAAAUAUAUUGGGAAGACUUAUAAUGCGUGGCAUACUGCUUUGGCUCUGCUUGAAAGUCAUGUCAUGUUGUUUCUGAAUGAUACAAAAUGCUCAGAGUCUCUGGCUGAACUUUAUCGGUUGCUCAAUGAGGAAGAUAUGAGAUGUGGGCUGUGGAAGAAGCGUUCUGUUACAGCAGAAACAAGAUCUGGGCUUUCCCUUGUCCAGCAUGGCUACUGGCAGCAAGCUCAAAGUCUUUUUUACCAAGCCAUGGUCAAAGCAACCCAGGGAACCUAUAACAAUACAGUACCAAAGGCUGAGAUGUGCCUAUGGGAAGAACAAUGGCUUAAUUGUGCUACUCAGCUAAGUCAGUGGGAUGUGUUGGGUGAGUUUGGUAAGGCUGUUGACAAUUAUGAGAUAUUGUUGGACAGUCUUUGGAAGCAGCCUGAUUGGGCAUUUUUGAAGGACCAGGUGAUACCCAAGGCUCAAGUUGAAGAGACACCAAAACAUCACAUUAUUCAAGCUUAUUUUGCUCUCCACGAAAAAAAUACAAAUGGUGUUGGUGAUGCUGAGAACAUUGUAGAAAAAGGGUGUCAUCUUGCUUUGGAACAAUGGUGGCAAUUACCUGAGAUGUCUGUUCAUUCCAGGAUCCCCCUUCUACAGCAGUUCCAACAACUAGUUGAGGUCCAAGAGUCCUCCAGAAUCAUAAUAGAUAUUGCUAACGGAAACAAACAUUCUGGAAAUUCUGUUGUUGGAGGACAAGGUGGGGUAUAUGCAGAUGUCAAGGACAUUCUAGAGACUUGGAGGCUCAGAACUCCAAAUGAAUGGGACAAUUUAUCUGUUUGGUAUGAUUUACUUCAGUGGAGGAAUGAAAUGUAUAACAUAGUAAUUGAUGCAUUUAAGGAUUUUGGCACCACAAACUCACAGCUUCAUCACCUUGGUUACCGUGAUAAGGCUUGGAAUGUCAACAAGCUCGCCCACAUUGUUCGAAAGCAGGGACUCUAUGAUGUUUGUGUCACAAUUUUGGAGAAGAUGUAUGGACUCUCAACCAUGGAAGUGCAGGAAGCAUUUGUGAAAAUUAGAGAACAAGCAAAGGCAUUGCUUGAAACCAAGGGAGAGCUUUCGAAUGGCUAUGCUUUGCUUAAUAGUACAAAUCUGGAAUAUUUUCCAGUGAAACACAAAGCAGAAAUUUUCCGGCUUAAAGGAGAUUUCUUACUAAAGCUGAAGGAUUGUGAAACUGCUAACAAAGUGUAUUCACAGGCUAUCAGCCUUUUCAAGAAUUUACCAAAAGGAUGGAUUAGUUGGGGGAACUAUUGCAAUUUGGCUUACAUAGAAACGCAUGAAGAUAUUUGGUUAGAAUAUGCCGUAAGCUGUUUCCUUCAGGGUAUUAAAUUUGGUGUUUCAAAUUCAAGGAGCCAUCUGGCUCGAGUUCUGUAUCUUCUGAGCUUUGACACUCCAAAUGAACCUGUUGGUAGAGCAUUUGAUAAGUAUUUGGACCAAAUUCCUCUGUGGGUUUGGCUCUCUUGGAUCCCACAGCUGUUGCUUUCACUGCAGCGGACAGAAGCUACACACUGCAAACUGGUUUUACUGAAAGUUGCCACUAUGUAUCCCCAGGCACUGUACUACUGGCUACGCACAUAUCUGCUUGAGCGCCGAGAUGUUGCAAAUAAAACUGAAAUUGGUAGAUUGGCCAUGGCUCAGCAACGAAUGCAGCAAAAUGCAUCUGGUGCUAGUUCCAUUCAUGGCGGGCCUUCUUUAGCCUCUGACAAUCAAGGAAGUCAAUCUAGUGCUGGUGUUGGGUCUCAGGAUGGGGGAAAUUCUCAGAUGCAAGAUUCUGAAAGAUCCACUGUGGGAGAAGGAAAUAUGUAUUCUGGAAAUGACCAGACCCCCCAAUCAGCAGCCAGUGAUGGCCAGAGUGCAUUAAGACGAAACGGUGCUUUGAGUUUGGUUGCUUCUGCAGCUACUGCAUUUGAUGCUGCCAAAGAUAUAAUGGAAGCUCUUAGAGGCAAACAUAAUAACAUGGCUGCUGAACUUGAGCUUCUGCUUACGGAAAUUGGUUCAAGGUUUGUUACCUUACCGGAGGAGAGACUGUUGGCAGUUGUGAAUGCUCUUCUCCACCGGUGUUACAAGUACCCAACAGCAACUACUGCAGAAGUCCCCCAGUCCCUUAAAAAGGAGCUUUCAGGUGUUUGCAAGGCAUGCUUCUCCGCAGAUGCUGUUAACAAGCAUGUAGAGUUUGUGCGAGAAUACAAGCAAGACUUUGAACGCGAUCUUGAUCCUGAGAGCACAGCUACUUUUCCAUUCACUCUUUCAGAGUUGACUGAGCGGUUGAAGCACUGGAAAAAUGUUCUUCAGAGCAAUGUCGAGGAUCGAUUUCCACCUGUUCUGAAGCUAGAAGAGGAAAGCAAGGUGUUGCGCGAUUUUAAUGUAGUUGAUGUGGAGGUUCCUGGACAAUACUUCUCUGAUCAGGAGGUUGCACCAGACCACACAGUGAAGUUGGACAGAGUUGGAGCAGACAUUCCAAUAGUUAGAAGGCAUGGAAGCAGUUUCCGUCGCUUGACAUUGAUUGGAUCUGAUGGCUCGCAACGGCAUUUCAUUGUUCAGACAUCAUUAACUCCUAACGCCAGGAGUGAUGAGCGCAUACUACAGAUUUUCCGGGUGAUGAACAGGAUGUUUGAUAAGCAUAAGGAAUCUAGACGCCGCCACAUAUCCAUCCACACACCAAUUAUAAUCCCUGUUUGGUCCCAGGUAAGGAUGGUGGAAGAUGAUUUAAUGUACAGUACCUUCUUAGAGGUGUAUGAAAAUCAUUGUGCUAGGAAUGAUAGAGAAGCAGACCAGCCUAUUACCUACUUCAAGGAACAACUGAACCAAGCAAUUUCUGGUCAGAUAUCACCAGAAGCUGUUUUGGAUCUUCGGCUUCAAGCUUACACUGACAUAACAAAGAAUUUAGUGUCAGAGAGCAUAUUAUCCCAGUACAUGUACAAGACACUGCCAAGCGGAAACCACAUGUGGGCUUUUAAGAAGCAAUUUGCCAACCAGUUAGCUCUUUCAAGUUUCAUGUCUUUCAUGCUCCAAAUAGGGGGAAGGUCCCCAAACAAGGUAUUGUUUGCUAAGAACACAGGAAAGAUCUUCCAGACUGACUUUCACCCUGCAUACGAUGGAAAUGGAAUGAUAGAGUUCAACGAACCUGUGCCUUUUCGUUUGACCCGGAAUUUCCAGGCUUUCUUUUCCCAGAUUGGGGUAGAAGGUCUUAUUGUUUCGGCCAUGUCUGCAGCUUCUCAGGCUGUGAUUUCUCCAAAGCAAAGUCAACAUUUGUGGCAUCAUCUGGCUAUGUUCUUCCGGGACGAACUAUUGUCUUGGUCUUGGAGAAGACCCCUUGGGAUGCCUCUUGCCCCUGUUGUUGGAGGAGGGGGCGGUGGUAUGAAUCCUGCAGACUUCAAACUGAAGGUCACAACAAAUGUGGAUCAAGUCAUUGGCCGAAUCAAAGGCAUAUCCCCUCAAUAUUUCUCAGAAGAGGAAGACAAUGGAGUGGAUCAAUCGGUGCAAAAAGGGGUGAUAGAAUUGGUUGAAGCAGCUCUAACUCCUAGGAAUUUGUGCAUGAUGGAUCCCACUUGGCAUCCCUGGUUCUGAUUCUUCUUCUUCUUCUUUCUUUUUUCAAUAAUUUGAUAAGACUACUACUAAUUUCUUGUUGUAUCUCCCUCCAUAUAUAUAUAUGUAUGUAUGUAUGUAUACAAGUCCACAGGCAUGUACUAUCUCUGUAACUAUUUGAUGUUGUGUAUAUAUAGAAGAGAUAAUGAUCGAUGAUGGAAGGAAAACAUUUUUCUUGGUAACAUA